UGCAAGAGCCAACGCACAUUCGCUCGUCGGCACCCAACAAGUAAAGGGUGUCGGGUACGUUGUGGAAGUGAAGACCCGUGUUAUCCAAUUGUUGCUACUCGUCGGCCCCUCCUGGAGACCGGAUGUGUUGUGUUCGUUUAAUGUGAAGGUGUAAUUCGUUUACUACAACAUGGAUGAUGAUAUAAGGAGAAGGACUAGGGUCCUUUUGAUGUCCUUGCGGUAUCAGAACUGGUGGCAAAGCUUCAAAAACCCCUUCGACUACCGUCCAGAACUAUACAGGGACUUAGAUUUUAAAGACGACUUCGUGAUAACCUUUGGCUACCGUGGCAGCAGCGUAAAGGUGCCUUUGGUACUAUUCUGUUCAAUUUCCACGAAGAUGCAGGCUAUGUUACUUACCAGACCACGUCGGGGGCUCAGCAUCAGCCUCAAGGGCGAGGCUGCCUAUCCUUUCUGGUGGUUGAGGUCCUUUCUGGAGCACAAGACGCCCUUGCCGGGUGUGCAGGGAACUGCUGAAGUGAUGCUCAUGGCGCACAAAUACGACAUCCCUGGACUCGUCAGCAUGAGUCGUGCUAAACUUCGUAACUUCCUCAGCAUUGAAAACUUUCCUCACGUGUUCAACGCAGCCCAUGAAACUGAGGAUGACGAGAUUCUACAGGAGUGUGGCCAUAUGAUCGCCGCGUGGACAGACGAGAUACUUUCCUUGCCCAAUUUAUCAGUUCUAAGCAAGAAGGCGAUGGUCAGGCUGCUGGAGCAUCGCAGACUGUCUCCUUCCUCUGAGCUCAAAGUAUUCAACGCCGCCAUUAACUGGUGGAACAACUAUCGCAGGAGGUAUAACGAAGACCCAGUUUUUUGGAUGACUUGCGCUGUUGCUUGGACAAAGUCAGAUAUCUACUUAUGACUGAACAAGAAUUUAAAGAAAACGUUCUUCCAUCUGGUGUGAUUCCUUUCGAGGAUGUGGAGGUGAUGCUGAAGGUGGUAGGGAGGAAAGAGAAGAGUCGGCGUGCUCUUGCAUGUUAUGUUCAAGACACUGCGUUGCAGGGAGCAUCACGCCCAAAACCACCUAAGAUCGUACAUUUCAGCUCAAGUAUUGAGAAUGUGAUUACACAGCAGUUGGAAUUAACGCACAAAAGGUAUGAAGGCGACCGGUACAUCGCUUGGUUCACAGUGAACAAAGCGUGCAGCAUUCGUAGAAUUUCUUCUCUAUCCGUCAUCGACAAAGGCAACUUCCUGU
Messenger RNA from Portunus trituberculatus (swimming crab), 1231 nucleotides. RefSeq lists its product as uncharacterized. The transcript is spliced from 6 exons. NCBI's taxonomy places the organism in Eukaryota, Metazoa, Arthropoda, Malacostraca, Decapoda, Portunidae. The record is from RefSeq and is a predicted model, not a curated record. The coding region runs from base 170 to 898 and encodes 242 amino acids.